AUGGCGGGCCUGCGACUCGUGCUCGACCGACUCGAGGACAGCGGCAACCGCGCGGCUGUGCUCCGCUCGUGCGAGGCGUUCGGCCUGCUGCACGUCCACGAGAUCGUCGGGCUCCGCCCUUCGCAGCAGCCACGGGUCGCGCAGAAGGUCGCCGCCGCCGCCAAGCACGGCGGCAACCGGCGCAUGCGGCGCGGCGUCGGCAACGGCGGCGAGAAGUGGCUCUGUGUCCACCGGCACGAGACGGCAGCGGCGUGCGCCGAGGCGCUCCGCGGCGCGGGCUUCCGGAUCGUGGCGACGGUCCCUCCGCCCGAGGGCGACCGCAGCGACUCGUGGCACGACGCGCGCGCCGCCGCGGACGCCGCCAUCGUCGGCGAGCGCAACGAGGCGUUGGCGCAGCUGGCGACGGCAAAGCUGGAGGCGCCUUUUAGUGGGAGCGCCGCGACCAUCCCUCUCUUUGGCCUCACCGAGUCGCUCAACGUGUCUGCGCUCGUCGCCCACUACGGCCGGCUUGCGCGCACGCGGGCGCUGCGGGAGCGUGCUGGCGGCGGCGAGGCGCUGCUCAACGUCUCGGAGGGCGACCUGACCGAGGCGGAGGUGGAGGCGCUGGCGGCGGACUACUCGUCUCGCGGCAAGCGGUUUCUCGAGGAGGACCCUUGGGGGGAGGGGGCGCAGGCGGCUGCGGGCGCGGGCGUCGGAGCUGGAGGGUGGUAG
Molecule: messenger RNA, 711 nt
Organism: Emiliania huxleyi CCMP1516
Lineage: Eukaryota; Haptophyta; Isochrysidales; Noelaerhabdaceae
Exons: 4
Coding region: 1-711 (236 amino acids)
Biological process (GO): tRNA guanine ribose methylation
Molecular function (GO): RNA binding
Source: RefSeq, a predicted model, not a curated record